UUGAGAAACCCUUCAAAUUGAUUAAACCCCUCUUUUUCGUCUGGACUGAAAAGAGCAGGAAAAAUGGCGCUGUUUCGAGCUCGCGCUGUCUCCUCCUCUCUCCUUCGCUCAUGUCUACGCGCUCCUUCUCGUUCUCUCUCUACUGGUGCUGGCGAGACGGUGGAAUCGAAGGAAGUGCCGUCGUUGAAGUCGAUGAUGAACCAAAUGUUGACGCUCGACAUCAGCUCUCAAUAUGGGAGCUGUAUGCCUCUGUCAAAUAUGCGAAUCGGGAUGAACAUUCACAACAUUGAGCUCCGCCCGGGGCAAGGUGGGAAGCUUGUGCGCGCUGCAGGCACAUCUGCGAAGAUACUCACGGAACCGAAUAGAUCAGCCAGGUACUGUGAAAUAAGACUGCCGUCUGGAGAGAAGAGACUGAUAGACAAGAGAUGCCGGGCAACGAUAGGGGUCGUGUCGAACCCUGAGCACGGGGCAAAGAAGCUGAGAAAGGCAGGUCAGUCCCGGUGGCUGGGGAUCAGGCCCACAGUGAGAGGUGUGGCGAUGAACCCAGUCGACCAUCCCCACGGUGGUGGUGAAGGAAAGAGCAAGAGUAGCGGAAAACACGGUCAAGUCUCGCGUACGCCGUGGGGAAAGCCUACCAAGUCUGGAUACAAAACUGCCCGCACUAAGAAGAGAAAGAUUUAAGAGUGAUAGUCUUCACAAUAAGAGGCCUGUUUUCUUCCAUUUUCACUCAUUUUGUUUUGUGGAUUUGUAGUGAUGUCCUUCCUCUUUUAUUUCAACUGAACCAAUUGGAGAAAAAUACUCUCUCCGUUCCAUAAAAGAUGUCACAUUUUUUCCUUUC
Messenger RNA from Salvia hispanica, 838 nucleotides. RefSeq names its product large ribosomal subunit protein uL2my, C-terminal part-like. Gene Ontology annotation, molecular function: RNA binding; transferase activity; structural constituent of ribosome. Gene Ontology annotation, cellular component: ribosome; mitochondrial large ribosomal subunit. Lineage: Eukaryota; Viridiplantae; Streptophyta; Magnoliopsida; Lamiales; Lamiaceae. Gene Ontology annotation, biological process: mitochondrial translation. The record is from RefSeq and is a predicted model, not a curated record.